Solanum verrucosum is the source of this 913-nucleotide messenger RNA. Its product is annotated as protein RER1A-like. The record is from RefSeq and is a predicted model, not a curated record. Lineage: Eukaryota; Viridiplantae; Streptophyta; Magnoliopsida; Solanales; Solanaceae. Gene Ontology annotation, cellular component: Golgi membrane. The transcript has 3 exons. Gene Ontology annotation, biological process: protein retention in ER lumen; retrograde vesicle-mediated transport, Golgi to endoplasmic reticulum. The coding region runs from base 52 to 687 and encodes 211 amino acids.
UUCAAAAUUGAAACAACCCUGCCGUACUUGAAAGAAACACUCUCUAACUCUAUGGAUAUUAACACGGCCGGCGCCGGUGCCGGCGAUGUUACUCCAUCCGGUGCUUUUUGCCAGUGGACUUCAUCUGCUUCUCUCUCGUUCCAGCACUUUCUGGAUAAAACGACGCCGUAUUUAUUAUACCGCUGGAUUGCGUUUUUCUUCAUCGCUGUCCUGUAUGUCGUGCGAGUGUAUCUGGUGGAAGGAUUCUACGUUAUCUCCUAUGCCCUGGGAAUCUAUCUUCUUAACCUCCUCAUCGGCUUCCUGUCGCCGCAAGUUGACCCGGAGUUACAGGAUUUAUCUGAUGGCCCGACUCUGCCGACCCGAGAAACCGACGAAUUCCGCCCUUUUGUUCGUCGCCUUCCUGAAUUCAAAUUCUGGUACUCAAUUACCAAGGCGUUCUGCAUUGCAUUUGUGUUAACAUUUUUCAGUGUAUUGGAUGUGCCUGUCUUUUGGCCGAUUCUCGUUUUCUACUGGGUUGUGCUGUUCACACUUACAAUGAGAAGACAAAUACGACACAUGUUGAAAUAUAAAUAUCUGCCAUUCUCUUUUGGGAAGCAGAAUUGUGUUUCAUCCCAAUUUCCUUCUCUCUUUAAGCGGUAUGAUGGAAAGAAAGCAGCUUCAUCAGAAAGUGAAGAUCUUCUCCCGUAGACUGAAACGUCUGCGGCAGCUGUUUAUUCUAUGAAAUUUACACCAAGCUGCUGUAAAUUGUCCUUUCUUUUCUGCUUCAAUAGCCAUAGAUUUCUAGGAUGCUACUGGAACUGGAAGAAACUCUCGGGAGAAUUAGUAUCAACGUUAUGGUUACAUCUUUGUCUCUCGGGGCAUAUUUCAUAGUGUAAUGAUAUCUUUGUUUUCCAUUUGCUCAGCUUUCAGAAAA